This is a messenger RNA of Trichomonas vaginalis G3, 1551 nucleotides long. RefSeq lists its product as uncharacterized. Bases 1 to 1551 code for a protein of 516 amino acids. NCBI's taxonomy places the organism in Eukaryota, Parabasalia, Trichomonadida, Trichomonadidae. The transcript has a single exon. The record is from RefSeq and is a predicted model, not a curated record.
AUGUCAUGGAUGCUACACGUUCUUGUAUCAAUGUGUUCAUCAAUGUAUAUAAAUCCAUCUGGAUUAAAAAUUCAUUCGAGAGCCAGUUUAUCUAAUGAUAUUAUCGAAUCAAAUAUUUCGUCUAUGGAUAUUGCAAAAUGUACAUUAUCUGAACCAUUUGGUAUCAAUGUAUCUUUUACUUAUGAAGGAAAAUUUGUCUCAAAAUGGACAAAAAACAUUACAGGAAAAUAUAUAUGUGGAAUAGGCGAUGAGUGGCAGCAAUUUCUAUCAGUAACAACUAGUCAACAUGCUGAAUGUAAUCCAGCUGGUUGCAUAUUAGUUUUCUUUUUAAGUAUAAUAUUAACCUUAGCAUUUACAGGAACAUGGCCAACUAUAGAUUCAGUAAAGAAAAAACUAGAUGCUUUUUCCGCUACCCUUAUGAAUAUGUUGCAGAGAAGUUCUGUCCAGCAGACAAUGAAUAUUUUCAAUGCUGUUUAUUUGAUUGUUCCACCUGAUCAAGCCGAAUCUUUUGGUUCAAAAGUUGAACAAGUUGCAAUGAAUGCAGCAGAUGAAAUGGACAAAACUUUUGAAGAGGAGAGAAAAAAGAUGGAUCAGGAAUUAAUUGGUUCUGGAGUUAAUAAUGAGCGGCAAAAAAGAAUUUCUUUAUAUAGCAAGAUUUAUAUGGUCUUUUCUGCUUUCCUGGUAUUUGUGGUAUCAAUAGCCGUUUCUCAGGUUUAUUGCGCUCAUAUGAAAUGGCCAAACAUUGUGAUGAUGCAAAAUACAUUAAAAUGCUACGAACUUGACACAUCCGAACUUCCUAUGGGAUUUAUUUAUAAUCAAAAUCUAACUAUCACAGAAAAUGCUAAAACAAAUGAUAAUCAAGAAAUGAAAAACAUUUCUUCAAGAAAAAUAUUAGAAGAUGUUCAUAUCAAAACAUAUCAAAACAAUUUAAACACAGCAGUCGUUUCUUUUAAUGAUGAUGUUGCAAUAAUUACAUCCGAUUGUGAAUCUUCAUGGGUAAAAUUGGAUGAUAAAUCACGAUAUAUUGUAUAUCCAUCUACUGAAAUUCAAUGCAAACAAGUUGAUGCAAUAAAAAUUGGACUUGCAGCAAAGCGUACUAAAGAAAAAUGUGGAGAUUCUCCGAUAUAUAAAAUGCAAAAUAAAGAAACAAUGCCGGAUGGUUUAGCUCAUAUCUGGAAAAAGAAUGGAAUAACACCAAAAGCAUGUAAAAGGAGUUUGGGGCUUUUUAGUGUUACAUGUGAUGUAGUUUAUGAAGAUUCGUUAGGCUUUUCUAAAGAAAAAUUGAAUUGGACAUAUUGCAGAUCAUUAUCUCGCCCUGCAAGAAUGGUUAAAGUUGAUGAAAAUGGGGAUCCUAUUACUGAAGUAUCGAAUGAAGAUUUUAAGGCAGGAUUAACUGUUGAUCCAUUCCAAUCGCGACAAGAUGGCUGGUAUACAGAUGGUGUGAACGAAAUAAUUGUAUCCUCAACAUUUAAUCAUGGAGUUGGAUCGAAUAUACUUUUUGAAGACAAGGCUUCCCUAUCUAAUGAUAGAAUGGAAAAACUUCUUGAGUAA